Arabis nemorensis is the source of this 723-nucleotide messenger RNA. Lineage: Eukaryota; Viridiplantae; Streptophyta; Magnoliopsida; Brassicales; Brassicaceae. The record is from the annotation of a GenBank genome assembly.
AUGGAGUUAUUGGAAAGAACUUGUGGUGAACUGCNUGACUCGGGUGCCCAGAAAGAUUNGGAAAUCGAGUCGCUCAAGGGCCAGCUUUCACUGGAGAAAAGCUCUGUUGANUCUAAGAUCAAGACUGCCANGAAGAGGAUUGUGCGUUCUUUGAUGAGCAAAUUUAAGUCGAAGAUAGAGAAGACCAAGGGAAAGUUCAGGNCUCUNGGAAAGNCGGUGAAUAAGAUGAAUGACCUUGCCCAAGUUGAUGCAAAUCUCGAGCUCAUCCAGAANCUCCAACGCGAGGAUGCUCCAUCUUUGGAGGANGAAGCCGCACAAAUUUCNGAGUGGAGGGAGGAANUUGUUGGCGGGGACAAGGACUACAAUGCGUUGUUUGCCGAGAUUCAACAAGGUUUGGUUGUUUCUCCUUUCUCUUACGAUGAUGCUUCCACCUUUGAUGCCAAUCCGUUCGAGAAUCAGGCAGAAGAUAUCGGAGUUCACUUCCCCUCUGGGUCAAAUUGGGANCCUUCUGGUGUGUGCUUGCUUGAUCCGCGUGAUGCCCGAGAUAUCGGUGCAGGGUUUGAAGGCGAACCCGGUGGUACUAAAAGCUAUGGCUUCGACGAUGGAAAUGCGGUUGAAACCGGCGCUGAUGAAGUUGGUGCCAGAUCUGAUGCUGGCGGAAGUGGAACUGAUGUCGAGGAAUAUGAGUAUGAUCACGGCGGCGAUGGAGAUGCUGCAUCCUAG